This is a messenger RNA of Nymphaea colorata (pocket water lily), 1806 nucleotides long. RefSeq lists its product as uncharacterized. The record is from RefSeq and is a predicted model, not a curated record. The transcript has 5 exons. Gene Ontology annotation, molecular function: RNA binding. The coding region runs from base 104 to 1378 and encodes 424 amino acids. Lineage: Eukaryota; Viridiplantae; Streptophyta; Magnoliopsida; Nymphaeales; Nymphaeaceae.
GGAUCAUUCGGGCGGAAUCGAGCAGAAAAAAAUGUGAUGUAAAUGGCAGUCCCUCCGAGUGGAUGAGGUUCGGUCCUUGCAUCAACGGGGUAGAGCGCCGAGGAUGUGGUCUCUCUCCUCGCUACUAGAUUCCGUCCUCCCGUGCCAUGCAGCUGAACGCUGCGGCAGCCCUCGCCCUCUCCUCUCUCCCGCCACCAUAGCAACCAGGCCUUACACUUAUUCUUUCUCUCCGUCAAUCCCUCCUGCCAUUGUUGGCAGGGCGCGAUGCCUCUACGUCAAUGCUACGAGGAAGAAGGAAGGAGCCAGAAUGCGGACCCACUACGUAGAUGUCGAAUUGGGUAAUGAUGAUGAUGAUGGCUUUGACGAUUUUGAUGAAGAAGGGGAAAAUGAAGAUGUUGGUGGUAGUGAUGAUGGCGAGCUAUUGCCAUUUGACAAGAUGAGGCGUUGGCUGGAGAAGAGGCCCCGGGGGUUCGGCGACGGGAAGACGUAUGAAACGAGUCUGGAAGACCAGCUCCUCCAGGAGAUUGAACAGAGUCGGAAAGCCCAAGAGGCGAACCUCAACAAUCUGAAGCGCAGCAAGUCGAAAUCUGAGUCCAUGAAGCAACCCUUGAAGCUGCAGCAGGAUGUUAUUCCAGGGCGUGCACGUAUUCGUGUUGGUAAUCUUCCAAAGAAGAAAAACAUUCAUAGAGAUUUACGGUCAGCAUUUAAAGGUUUUCCAGGCCUUCUAAAUAUUAGUCCAGCAGUUACUGGAAAUAAGACGACCAGAGAUCCCAUUUGCAAGGGCUUUGCGUUUCUUGAUUUUGAAUCAGAUGCAACGGCUGACAGGUUCCUUGAAAUAUAUUCUGGGCAGACCGUCGUCUUUGGUAAAAUAGAGAAACAAAUUUCAUGUGAUGCUUUAAAGCCAGACAGCCUUCCCAAGUCUGGUUCUGGAUCAGCACAGAGCAAUGUUAGAUAUAGUCCACGAUUAAAGAUUGUAGAUUUGGAUACAAAAGUUAGUGGAAGUGACUCUACGAAUCUUCCCAUGGAACCAUCAUAUAGAAGUGAGAUUGAAGACCCUGCAGGAACCAUAACUCCUGCUGGAAACUCUGAUAAGGAGGAUAUUGAUAGCGAGAGUGGUCGGGGCUUGGUCUUGAAUUUCCAAAAUUCUGAAUCGUCCAUCAAUGACACUGAAGAGGAGACGGCGUCAUCCAGUAUUUCAACAUCAAGGAAACAAAAGAAGAUGCUGGUCAGAAAGAAGCAAGUGAAAGUCCCAAAACCUGAGAAGGGGUUGAAAUCACUGAAAGUCCUUGGUUCUGCAAGCAGACUGAAGAUCAGGGAAAGAGCUGUUCUAACAGAUGUAUUCUCAAAGUAUGGAGCAAAUACUCCUUCAUCCAUGUAAUGACAAUGCAUCUCUAAUGAGAUACUGGCUGAAGCCCUUACACUCCGAGGUGGACACAUUCACUACUCCAUCUAUUAACUAUGCUCCAAGGGGGCACAAGAUUUGGUCAGAUGGAUUUUGGUAUGAAACUCACAAAACAAAGGAAAGAAUCUGCAACGUGGGCUGGCCACUUCUCCCCGUUAGAACCAUCAUAUGGUUGAAGCGUUACUUGGCAGUUCCUGAACUUCAGAUGACUUUAGGCCUACCGCUAACGAACACGUGAUUUUGCUACUUCCACCAUCCUGGCUAAACCUCUUUUUUUUACUAUCCUCCCAUUUCAUGCUCGUCUAUGUUAAAUAAUGUAUUUGUUCCAUGGCAAAAACAAAAGACCGUGCUGGUCAGAGCUGUUCAGAUCUAUCUAGAACAGGCACUCCGGUGGUAGUUAUUCA